ACAAGAGUGAGAUAUUUCUGUUCUUUACACCAUUACUCUUAUCCACUGACAUUGUCCAAACUGAACAUUUCUUCAAUUUAUCGCUGUUGAAGUUCAAAUUAUUGCACUCAACACAGCUAAUAGUUGUUAAUUACUUACAUCAAACCAACACAGCCAUUGAAAGAUAGUCAAAGCAUGGCAUGUUCUUCUUCAUUCACAUUUGCCAGUCCAACAUCACUUCCCAGGCCCAGAAACUCACUUUGUUCUUCUCUAAUCCCCAGAGCCAUGGCAAAAGAGCUUUACUUCAACCAUGGUGGUUCAGCAACGAAGAAGUUGCUGGCAGGGGUGGACAUGGUGGCUGAGUUGCUUGGUGUUACAUUGGGUCCAAAGGGGAGGAAUGUUGUGCUGCCCAAUAAGUAUGGACCUCCCAAAAUAGUAAAUGAUGGAGAAACUGUUCUCAAAGAGAUUGAAUUGGAAGAUCCGUUGGAAAAUGUUGGUGUGAAAUUGGUGAGACAAGCUGGUGCAAAAACCAAUGACCUAGCUGGUGAUGGCUCAACUACAUCUGUUGUUCUUGCUCAUGGCUUAAUCAGAGAGGGGACAAAGGUUAUUGCUGCUGGAAUGAAUCCUGUUCAAAUUGCUCGUGGGAUUGAGAAGACAGCAACUGCACUUGUUUCUGAACUCAGUUUCAUGUCAAGAGAGGUUGAGGAUGAUGAACUUGCAGAUGUUGCAGCAGUAAGUGCAGGGAAUGAUUAUGCAGUUGGAAACAUGAUUUCUGAGGCACUGCAUAAGGUAGGCAAAAGAGGAGUAGUAACAAUUGAAACCGGAAAAAGUACUGAGAACAGUUUAGAGAUUGUGGAGGGAAUGCAAUUUGAUCGUGGAUAUUUGUCCCCAUACUUUGUCAACAAUAGAAGAAAGAUGACAGUGGAACUCCACAACUGCAAGUUGCUUUUGGUGGACAAGAAAAUCACAAACCCAAAGGAGUUGAUCAACAUACUGAACAAUUCUGCAAAAGAAAAGUACCCAAUUGUGAUAGUUGCAGAGGACAUUGAGCAAGAAGCUCUAGCUCCUGUCAUUAAAAAUAAACUUCGAGGGGCACUUAAGGUAGCUGCCAUUAAGGCUCCUGCCUUUGGUGAACGCAAGACUCACUGCUUGGAAGACAUUGCAAUCUUGACUGGAGGUACUGUGAUUAGAGAAGACAUGGGAUUCACCCUAGAAAAGGCUACCAAGGAUGUUCUGGGUUCUGCUACAAAGGUAGUCAUAACAAAGAAUUCUACCUUAAUAGUUACUGAUGGGAGUACAAGAUCACUUGUAGAGAAGAGGGUUCAUCAACUGAAGAAGCUUGUUGAGAAUACAGUGGAUAAAUUUCCCAAAAAGAUAUUGAAUGAAAGAAUAGCAAGAUUAUCAGGGAGCAUUGCCAUUCUCCAGGUAGGAGCACAAACACAAGUGGAGCUGAAGGAUAAACAAUUAAGAAUAGAAGAUGCUCUAAAUGCAACCAAGGCUGCAAUAGAUGAAGGUGUAGUAGUUGGAGGUGGUUGUAGCCUUUUAAGACUAUCCAAAAAGGUGGAUGGUAUAAAAGUACUUCUAGACAAUGAAGAACAAAAGAUUGGAGCUGAAAUCUUCAGAAGAGCUUUAAGCUAUCCUGCAAGAUUGAUAGCGAAAAAUGCUGGUGUAAAUGGCAAUGUUGUUGUAAAUAAGGUUUUAUUGGAAGAUAACAUGAAUUUUGGUUACAAUGCUGCUAAGGACUGUUAUGAGGAUCUGAUGAAGGCUAGGAUUAUGGAUCCAACAAAGGUAGUUAGAUGCUGUAUAGAACAUUCAGCUUCAGUGGCCAAGUCAUUUCUAACAUCUAAUGCUGUUGUGAUUGAGCGCAAGGAGUUGCAGCCCAUAACAUUGCCCCCAAGAAAGGCCAUGGCUACCCCAAAUCUCGCUAUACCAAAAGAUCUUGCCUUUUCGAAAGGUCUUCCUAUGUCAAAAGAUCUUGCUAUGUCAAAAGGUUUCGUACCAAAGGGUUUCUGAAAUGGAAAAUUGUGAACUUUCAGACCCAUGCCUGGCUUCAAUGUGAGCAAUGAAGAAACAGUGCAGAUUAAUCCACAGAUACAUUGUACAGAUAGUGGCAUUCACCAAUCCUAGG
This is a messenger RNA of Vigna angularis (adzuki bean), 2107 nucleotides long. RefSeq names its product ruBisCO large subunit-binding protein subunit beta, chloroplastic. Gene Ontology annotation, cellular component: chloroplast stroma. The coding region runs from base 175 to 1992 and encodes 605 amino acids. The transcript has 14 exons. Lineage: Eukaryota; Viridiplantae; Streptophyta; Magnoliopsida; Fabales; Fabaceae. Gene Ontology annotation, molecular function: ATP binding; ATP-dependent protein folding chaperone. Gene Ontology annotation, biological process: protein refolding. The record is from RefSeq and is a predicted model, not a curated record.